Folsomia candida is the source of this 945-nucleotide messenger RNA. RefSeq lists its product as uncharacterized. Bases 208 to 747 code for a protein of 179 amino acids. Gene Ontology annotation, cellular component: membrane. The record is from RefSeq and is a predicted model, not a curated record. The transcript has 4 exons. NCBI's taxonomy places the organism in Eukaryota, Metazoa, Arthropoda, Collembola, Entomobryomorpha, Isotomidae.
UGAAUCAAUAACGAAGCAUUGUACAAACAAUAUUAGAUUGCUGGUAACCUUAUUUCGCUGUGUCCAAAACGCUUAUGGUGCACGGCUGCCAUUUUCUUGUAUACCAGUUAUUUGUUGAAUCUGUUCACACAUUGUGAAUGUGUAAACCCAGUGAAAACAUAUUUUUAAAAACGGUGUCAAUAAAAUUUAAGCGUCUGAGAAAAAAUAAUGGCUGUCAACGGAUCCUACGCCGGGACUGCACCUGGCUUUUUUAAAAUUCUUCACAUUAUCUUUGGGGCCAUCGCCAUUGGAUGUGGUAGUCAGUACGACUCUGAAUUUGUAUUCGAAAGAGUAUUCUUAUGGUCAGCAGUAACGUGCUUUAUCCUUUCAAUUGUAUACCUUCUGGGCCAUUUGAUGUCUAAGAGUUUGGCACAAAGUUCGGCUGUGAAAGGAUUUGAUGUGGUGUAUCAUAUCUUGGCAGGAAUAUUACUUCUUGUCGGAGGAAGCUUGAUGAUUGCUUCAGUAAAGAAAUAUGAUAAACAAUAUUGUGACCCAAAUCCAUGGGGUGUGUCGUGCCAAGAACGCAAAAGUGUUAAACUGGCUGGCGGGUCGUUCUCGAUUAUAAAUGGAAUAUUCUAUCUGAUUACCGUUGCACUGAUUGGGAUGCAAAAGAAAGAGGAUCCAGACAUUAAUUGGGAUACAAGGAUCAGGGGAUAUCAAGCUGCGUCUGCAAAGGAAAAGACCCCCGUUAGUGAACCACGAGAAUAAGCAACAUUUAGGAAAAGGAACGGAUUCAGAUAAUGAUAAAAUAUUUAAGAAUUUUGUACAAAGUUUAUUUUCAAUUGAUUUUUCACAUAAUAUUAUAAUUAAUUUUAUGAGUUCAAGUACAUUGACAAAAUGACAAAGUUAUGAUUUUAAUUUAUGAAAUAAUAAAUAAGUAAACCUAAGGGUUAUUUUGAAUCCACA